AUGUCCAGCAGGAAACGGGAAGACUUCAAAUGGCUCUUCAAGAUUCACCACAUCUGCACAGUAUUUCUCUAUGCAAUAUUCCAACUGAGCCUUUUCUUGAACCUCUACGUUCUGCUGAGUCGAGAGGACACCAUUUUUUACUUGAGGAUUUAUCACUCAAUAAUCGCCUUGCUGAUGUUCUGCUGUGGAAUAAUUGAAAUCGAGUUCUUAAUUCGGACACGAAAACUGGAGAAGCUCGAGGAACCUCACGAGAUACCCACACCAGCGCUCAUUGGUACAUGUUCCCUACUUUUAUUUGUAACUAACUGGCGUAAAGAACGAAGUUUGUUUUUUCCAGGGGCUGUUGCGUUGACUAUUGGAAUCGUGAGUUGA
This is a messenger RNA of Cooperia oncophora, 372 nucleotides long. The record is from the annotation of a GenBank genome assembly. NCBI's taxonomy places the organism in Eukaryota, Metazoa, Nematoda, Chromadorea, Rhabditida, Trichostrongylidae.